AUGCCGCGCGGCAAAGAAGAGUACAACUGGAUUGACGGCGUAGAGUCGCUUGAAAACUACCGCCCAGCGGCUAUCAUCCUGUUACAAUUGGCGACAUAUUACAUGGGCACUACCAUAGACACUCACCAGGAGCAGUAUGUUGCUGUUAAAUUUAGUAUUACAGAUGUGCUUCUGCGUGAAAACUAA
Messenger RNA from Aspergillus clavatus NRRL 1, 186 nucleotides. RefSeq lists its product as uncharacterized. The transcript is spliced from 2 exons. The coding region runs from base 1 to 186 and encodes 61 amino acids. NCBI's taxonomy places the organism in Eukaryota, Fungi, Ascomycota, Eurotiomycetes, Eurotiales, Aspergillaceae. The record is from RefSeq and is a predicted model, not a curated record.